Molecule: messenger RNA, 7155 nt
Organism: Aquila chrysaetos chrysaetos
Lineage: Eukaryota; Metazoa; Chordata; Aves; Accipitriformes; Accipitridae
Gene: ABCG4
Product: ATP binding cassette subfamily G member 4
Exons: 15
Coding region: 228-2156 (642 amino acids)
Cellular component (GO): plasma membrane
Molecular function (GO): ABC-type transporter activity; ATP binding; ATP hydrolysis activity
Source: RefSeq, a predicted model, not a curated record
GCUGCCGCCGAGCCGCUCCCUGCCCGGCCGGGGCGCCCGGUGCCGUCCUUCCCCCCCCACCUCCAGCCCCCGCCGCGGGCAUCGCCCCUUUGUCUGCGGAGGAGGGAGAGGCGGAGGGCGCUGCGGCGGAGGUACGGCCGGGCGCUGGGCGCGGAGCGGCGGCGGGGACGCAGCCGCUGCCGGCGGGGAGAGGAGCCGCCGCGCCCGUAGCCUGCCAGAGCAGCAGGAUGGCAGAGAAGGGAAUGGAUCCUGCAUGUGUCUCCAUUGCCCUGGAGGACACGGUGUGCCACGCCAGCCCCCCAGAUGCCCCCCUCCUCACCACCCACUUGAAGAAGGUGGAGAACCACAUCACAGAGGCCCAGAGGUUUUCCCACCUCCCGAAGCGCUCGGCUGUCAACAUCGAGUUCAUUGACCUGUCCUACUCUGUUCGUGAAGGCUCCUGGUGGAGGAAGAGAGGGUACAAGACUCUCCUCAAAUGCCUGUCCGGGAAGUUCUGCCAGCGGGAGCUCAUUGGGAUCAUGGGGCCCUCGGGUGCCGGGAAGUCCACACUCAUGAACAUCUUGGCUGGCUACAGGGAGACCGGCAUGAAGGGCCAGAUCCUGGUGAACGGCCGGCCGCGGGACCUGCGUACCUUCCGCAAGAUGUCCUGCUACAUCAUGCAGGAUGACAUGCUCCUGCCACACCUCACUGUGCUGGAGGCUAUGAUGGUCUCUGCUAACCUGAAGCUGAGUGAGAAGCAGGAGGUGAAGAAGGAGCUAGUGAACGAGAUCCUGACGGCUCUGGGGCUGCUGGAGUGCUCCUACACCCGCACCAUCUCGCUGUCAGGGGGCCAGCGCAAGCGCCUGGCCAUCGCCCUGGAGCUGGUGAACAAUCCUCCAGUCAUGUUCUUCGAUGAGCCCACGAGUGGUCUGGACAGUGCCUCCUGCUUCCAGGUGGUUUCCCUGAUGCGAUCCCUGGCUCAGGGUGGGCGCACCAUCAUCUGCACCAUCCACCAGCCCAGCGCCAAGCUCUUUGAGAUGUUCGACAAGCUGUACAUCCUGAGCCAGGGCCAGUGCAUCUUCAAAGGCGUCGUGACCAACCUCAUCCCCUACCUGAAGGGUCUUGGUCUCCACUGCCCCACGUACCACAACCCUGCUGACUUCAUUAUCGAGGUGGCCUCAGGAGAGUACGGGGACCUCAACCCUGUCCUGUUCCGCGCCGUCCAGAAUGGCAUGUGCACCAUGGCUGAGAAGAAGAGCAGUCCCGACAAGGCAGAUCCGUCAUGCCCAGCACACUGUGUGACGGACGUGGACCACAUCGAGAGCCACACGUUUGCCACCAGCACUUCAACUCAGUUCUGCAUCCUCUUCAAGAGAACCUUUAUCUGCAUCCUAAGGGACACGGUGCUGACCCACCUGCGGUUCAUGUCCCACAUCUGCAUCGGGGUGCUGAUUGGGCUGCUCUACCUGCACAUUGGCAACGACGCGGGCAAAGUCUUCAACAACACUGGCUUUCUCUUCUUCUCUAUGCUAUUCCUCAUGUUUGCUGCGCUGAUGCCCACCAUCCUCACCUUCCCCCAGGAGAUGUCUGUAUUCCUGCGAGAGCACUUGAACUACUGGUACAGCCUGAAAGCCUAUUAUCUGGCAAAGACCAUGGCAGAUGUGCCCUUCCAGGUGAUCUGUCCCAUCGCAUACUGCAGCAUCGUGUACUGGAUGACGGGCCAGCCACCUGAAGCCACGCGCUUCCUCCUCUUCUCUGCCUUGGCCACCGCCACGGCUCUCGUGGCCCAGUCCCUCGGGCUUCUCAUCGGAGCUGCUUCCACUUCCCUGCAGGUGGCCACCUUCGUGGGACCCGUCACUGCCAUCCCCGUCCUGCUCUUCUCGGGCUUCUUCGUCAGCUUCAAGACCAUCCCCACCUACCUGCAGUGGAGCUCUUACGUCUCCUAUGUCAGGUAUGGCUUCGAGGGCGUCAUUCUUACCAUCUAUGCCAUGGAGCGUGAGGACCUGGAGUGCCUCGAGGACUUCUGCCCUUUCCAAAAACCCAUCAAGAUCCUGCAGGAGCUGGACGUGGAGGAAGCCAAGCUCUACCUGGACUUCCUCAUCCUGGGCAUCUUCUUCGUCAUCCUGCGGCUCCUGGCUUACCUGGUCCUCAGGUACAAAGUCAAAUCAGAGAGAUAAAGGGGCCAUGGGGCCCCAGUGGCGUUCCCGGGCCUGGCCUGCUGUGAGAGACGUUCUGCAGAUGGACACAGUGCUCCUAGCAGGUCACGGACCGCGGCGGAAGCGUUGGUAGGUGCCAGCCAGGUCUGGCUCAGUCGAGAAGGGUUUUGAGACAUCUCGGAACUGUUUUAACCUUUCCACACACUCUUCAUUGCAAAAGUUUUGUACAGCCCUGGCAUGUGCCACCCUCUCCCCCAGGACUACCGAACCCCACGGCGCUUGGGUCCCCUCUUGCCCCUGCACGGCACUGGCCUUCUCCGCCAAACACAUUGGGACACCAGGGACAGUCCUGCGGAGGCGGCUGUCUGCCAAGCAAGGAGAGGAGCUGGCUGCUCCAGGCAGGAGGGGUUCGGUGCCCUGGUGCUGCCUGAGCCUGGGGCUGAAGCCGGGAGGAGACACCUGCAGAGCAUGGAUCGGUAGUGCAGCACAGAGCCCCGUUGCUCCCCCUGGCCAGCAGCAUGUGUGUCAGUGCUAAGAAGAGCCCAAAGAUGCAAUAGGCCAAGUUGCACAAGGCUUUAGUGUUUCCUGUUGCCAUAGCCACAGAAAUCGCUGCAUCCCCUUUUUCUUUCUGCACAAAUCCUCCCUCUUUUUUUUUUUCCUUUUUUCUUUUCUUCCUUUUUUUAUAAACCCCACUGCUUCCCAGUCUGUAUGGAGGGGAAAGGGAGCCAGCAGGCAGAGAAAGACUUGGGGCUCUGUCUCAGACUUCUGCUCAGAUGCCAUCUGAUGGCAGAUGGGAUCUUCAAACCUGGGGAUGUAACAGGUUCUGUGGGAAUCGGACAGUAUUCUCAGACCCUGGGGAGUCUCACGUUCAGUCCCUGUUGUCUUUGGGGUCUGAGCCAAGAGGAUAAAAUCAACCAACAUGGAGGGAAGUGACUGGUUCCUUCAAGUGCUGCAUGGAGCAGGGAGGAUUUAGGUUCCCACACCCUGCCAGUACCAGGCGGCUGAAAGCUGGAGCCUCUACUGCAGGAGAAGAGCUGGCCCCGAGCCCUUCCCUUGCACCAUCUCACUUCUCACCCCUCUUCCCCUGGCACAACUGUGGCUGUCUCAGCAGAACAGGGAGGACGAGCCCUUGCUCGGCACCGGCUGUGCAAGGAGGGGCUGCCGGCCCCAGGGAUGCCUGGCCUCAUCACAGUGCAAACCUCCCAGGGUAACACUGUGCAGAAGGCGGUCCCAGCAGUGCCAGAACUGGAAAGCAGGUGAGAUCUCGGAGCGGUUUGUUUGCAUUGGGUGACCCUGACACUGGGAAGGGCUUUGCACUUUGUGACUGGUAUCAGAAAAAGGUCCCUUUUGGCAAGUGUCUCUGGUGGCUCCUCCAAAGUCACCUGCCUUCACACCCCUUGCGGAGGGAAGGCAUUUUGACACCUCGCUGGCUCUCCAAAGGAACAGAGCUGAGACCAGAGCUGGCGGGGCUUCUGCACAUGCUGCUGUGCUGGGAACACAGCAUGCUGCUUAGCUACAUAGCACAGGCCUGUCUCUGUGGGUGUGCUGGCAUUGGUGUUGCAGGGCUGCACUGGUCACCCACGCACAUGGGAACCCACUGCUUUUUAGUGAGCACGGACAUGGGGAAGGCAGCUCUGUCCCAUCCUGGCAUGCCGGGCCCUGGUUCAAGUGCAUUCUGUGAGAUGCUGCUGCUGGCACUCUGAGCAGCAGGGGAUUGCAGGGCAAAUGCCAGAUAUCAGCAAAAUCCUUGAGACUGUUCUUUGCUUUUACUGGCUCAUGUUGGGACCCCUCUGCACAGCAGGGUCUGGCUGGCGUGCAGGUGGAUGGCAGACAUGUGGCAGCACUGAUGUUGGGAACUCAGCAAGGUUGGGUUUCCCCUGCCUGGACAGCAUUGCUGCGAAGAGCUUGUAGCCACGGGGCUCUCCUGCACAGAGAGUCUGGAAACAGGACAUGCCCUGAUGCCCUUUCCAUGCUGAGCGUUGGGGUUUUCCCCAGGGGCUCUUGUCUGAUGUACCACUGUCCAUCACAAAAUUCCCCUCUGCUCUUGGAUCUUCCUUCACUGCCAGCCCCAUGCCAUACUCUGCAAUGGAGACGUGCCAGCUUCGGGGGCUGCAGUCUCCUGGGCAAAACGCUGCCAACUGCAGCUGCAGGAGCACGGUCGAGUGGGGAAUCGUCCCCACAUCUGCUCUGUCACGAGGUGGAUGGAUGGGCAGGGAGCCAGGGGGAUGGUGGAGCUGCGGGCUGUCACCCUUCUCCAUCUCACUGUCUGUGGGACUGACGGGACCAAUGCCCCACUUCAGUUCUGCUCUUCGGCUGUGGCUAGUUAAGCCUUGCCCAGCAGAGAGUGUGCACUGCGGGGCUGAGGGUUUUCCCCUGGGUGGAUACCAAGAUGGCGGGAGGUGCCAAUGGUGCAGCAUUGCACAGCUCCUGCCCGCUCACUGGCAGUGGCGGCUCUCGUGGUGGGUCCUGCUUCCCUCACACCAGAGGCACUGUCGUCCCCAGCACUACGUCCUGCUGCUGUCUGCACCCAGCACACGGUGCCUCCUGGGACACCCCUGUGACGUGGCAGCCAGCGCCACCACCACUCCCAGCAGGACCAGGACGAGACGGACUAGUGAUGGCCCAUGUGUGAAUCAGAGGGGGCUACCAGAAGGUACCCAUGACUGCCACUGCCCACGUCCCCCACGUGCAGGGAUGCUGCAGCCGAAGCCUUUGCUGGUCGGCCGCUGCUCCUUGCAGAGAAACCCCAUGGGACAGGCUGCCUGAGCUCAGUGUGGCUGGAGGGACACUGCCGGGGCAGGUAGCUCCACAGGUGGCUGCUCGGACCAGUCUCUCCGGGAUGGGGCAGUUGGCAGCACCCCCAGGAUCUCCAGGACAGUUCAGCACAGCCUGGGCCUCCUGCACCAGUGACCGUGCAGGUUGCAGAGUCCCAGCUGACCAGGUACGCGGCCACUGCGGGGCAGAGGGCCAGGGCAAGCCCUGGAGAUGGAGGAUGGCCGUGUCCCCGAGCUGGGCAAGGGCGGUGGGGAGUGGGAUUUAUAGGGCAGGUGCCCCUCGUCCUCAUGGCCAGGGUAGCAGGAGGCCCGAGGCACCCUGGAGAAGGGCACCAGCACUCCCAGCAGAGCUGGCAAGUGAAUGUGUUGGUAUGAAGGGACCGUGAUAAGUGAGGGAUCUGGGCAGCCCAUGGCACAGAGGGCCUGGGUCUGGCAGACCCUGCCCCGGGCAAAGUCACCCUUGGUGGUGCCCAAGGGCAAAUGGUGCCUGAGGAGUGAACUGAGCCAAGGUGCCGGAACAGGGCCAUCCGCUGCCCCUUCCCUCUCAGCGAGGACAAUCCCAGAGGUGGUGGAAGGCACAGAGAAAUGCAAAGGGACCGAGCACAUUUGCACUGAGCCCCGCAGACUGGCAUGGCUGGGUUGAGCACUCGGGGUUUAUUGCCCCGGCACUGCCCAGGUGGCCUCCUGCCCUGCAGGAGCAGGGCGAGAGGGGUUGUCUCUGCCCUCGCACAGCAGAGGGAUGGGGUGCAGCUGCCCUGCUCCAGGGGGCCCUUGGUGGAGCAAGACUCAGCUGCUCCAACCCACUGACUAGCGGGCAUCUCUCCGGGACAGUCUCAUCAGGGCAAGAUAGGCACUGAGCCGGGCUGUGGUGGCACCCCUUGGCAAUAACAUUGGCCAUUUUGUGGUGUGGGGCCACGGGUGCCCAGGCUGGGUCUUGCCUUGUCCUGAGUGGGUGGAGAGCACCCGCGUGCUGGGCUGGCUCGCAGCAGCGAGGAUGCACUUUAUCAGAGCAGGGGAGUGGGGCCGUGGGUGCUUCUGGCUGCAGGAAUCCCACCAGGGAACGCGUCUGGAUAAUCACGAGGAGUGUGAUGGAGAAGAGCAGGCUUCUUCCCCCACACCUCCUCUCCCCUCCUGCCCCCUGCCUUCCCUUGCAAUGCACUUUGAAUGGAUGAGGAUGUGAUUCAAGCUUUGGCUCCAGAUCCCUGGGAGCACCGGUUGAACCUCAACCCACCUGAAACUGCUUCAGCCCCUUUGCCUGGCUCCUCCAGACCACAGGCUCGGUUGUAUGAGGUACUGCCUCUCCCUCAUGUGUGCUGUGAAUGCAGGCAGGCAGGCAGGGGUGUGGCCUCUCACUUCCACGCAUGUCCAGGCCACCUUUGUCACACGCACAAGAAAAGCAAAUGCAUCAUCACCCAGCUGGUGCUAGGGUUUGCUGGAGGGCAGACCGGGCUAGAACAGGGAGGGAAUGCGGCUUCUCCUAGGGUUUCACCCCUCUCUCAAAUCAGGCAAUAAAACAGUGUUUCCUUCUCACUGUGUGUGGACACCGUUUGUCCUGUCCCUCUGCCACAGGAGCUCCUGGCGCCACAGGCAGCCUACAGCUGCCUGGGAUCUCUGCACGUGUCCCUGCCACGCUGGACCCUGUGGUUUUCCAGCCUUCACCGUGUCCACACGUGCAGAGGAGGCUGUACAAUGGGGUGCAUGUGUGAUAGAGGGUGGGGGUGGACCAUGCAGAGAGGUGCAGCUGUUGAAACCCAUGCUUCCACGUGACCAGAGGUGAGCUGCUUUUUUCCUGGGACCAUUUGCCAAAAUAAGGUGCAGAUAACAGCUCAAAGGAGUCUGCUCACACAGCCGUAGCUCUGCUGUGGUAGCUGUGUGCGGGUGGCAUUUGCCCAGGUCCUUCUGCCUUGCUGGGAGGAGGCUGUGAAGCAGGGCCAGGGCACCGCUGCCCACAGCUGCAGCCUGGCAGGAACCAGGCAGGGUGGAGGUGAGCCCCUGGGCUCUGGGGCGAGCACGGGGCUGCUGGAGGAAGGGCUCUGCUGGCUCUCCACGCUGUGCCACACACUCAGGUAAGUGCCCCACAGGGACAGGGUGCCUGGGUCCCAGCUUGCUGCUGGUGCUCGCCAGUGUCCGGAGGGCCCCAGGAGCUGUUGAGCAGGCGGAGAUGUUGCAGCUUAUUUCAGCCUUUCUGAGAUGCCAGCUGUACUUGUUGGAUUUCACACAUCAAUAAAACUUAUAUUUAUAGUGUA